Cetraspora pellucida is the source of this 885-nucleotide messenger RNA. The record is from the annotation of a GenBank genome assembly. NCBI's taxonomy places the organism in Eukaryota, Fungi, Glomeromycota, Glomeromycetes, Diversisporales, Gigasporaceae.
AUGUCUGACGACCUACUAAUUUCAAAUUUGUUCUCAGUGAAAGACAAGGUAGCUUUAAUUACAGGUGGAGGCACAGGAAUUGGUAAAAUGAUUGCAAAAGCAUUCGUGAAGAAUGGCGCGAUAGUUUAUAUUGCUUCAAGGAAUAAAACAGCUGCUUCAAGGGAUAAAACGAGCCUUGAUAAUGUUGCAAAGGAAUUAACAGAAAUGGGUCCUGGAAAAUGUUUUAGUAUUGAAGCGAAUUUGGAUUCAAAAGAGGCAUGCGAAAAAUUGGUGACUGAUUUCAAAAAUUUAGGAAAUGAUAAGCUCGAUAUUCUUAUAAAUAAUUCUGCUACUUGGCAUGAGUCUACUUCUUUGAUGGAUAUUCCCGAAGAUGCGUGGGAUAGAAUCUAUAAUCUAAAUGUUAAAUGCGUUUUCUAUUUAACAAUGGCUUUUUUACCAUUACUCGAAAAGGCCAGUAAAAAACUUGUUGAUCCAUCAAGGGUUAUCAUAACCGGAAGUAUUCUUGGUAUUGGUGAGGGAGAGCUCAAAGGAAUGCAAGCACUUGGAUUAUAUUCCUUACCCUAUAGUUCCUCCAAAUCUGCUGUACAUAGCGUUGCAAAGAAUUUGGCUGUGCAUCUUACUCCACAAGGAAUAAAUGUCAAUGUUUUGGCUCCUGGCAUUGUUCCCACAUUUCCUAGUGAUGCUAAAAUUAAUGAAAUACGUCUUAGUGAUAUUCCUCAAGGUCGUCCUGGGGGAGAAUUAGAUAUGGCUGGAGCUGCGAUAUACUUAGCUUCACGUGCUGGUAGUUGGAUAUCUGGUAUUGAACUUGUAGUCGAUGGUGGAACUCUUUUACAAUAUAAAUUAACCGAUGUUCAACGAGUGCCAUUACCUUCGCUACCUUCAUGA